UCUGACAGACAGCAACCAAUCACAGGGUGAGGACAGGCUGAACCGCCUUGCAGUGUGGUGCCCUGAGAGUUGUCAAGGUUUUGAUUGUGGAGUAUCCGAGAGGGGAGCAAGGGCGGCUACGGUUGUACAAUGCCGAAUAAAACGAAAAAAGAUAAGGAGUCUGGCAAAGUGGGCAAGAGUGGAGGACAAGAGAAUUCAGAACAUGAGCAGAGCUCUAACAGGAAGGCUAGCAAUAGUGUUCCUCCCACCACUCAGCUGCUAAAGGGGAAGCAGCCAGGUUCCCAGGCACCUGUCAAAAAGGACAAGAGGCAAAGCUCCUCUCGCUUCAGCUUGAGCAACAACAGGGAGCUGCAGAAACUGCCUGCUUUCAAAGAUGUUCCCCCUGCAGAGCAGGAGAAGCUGUUCAUCCAGAAGUUGCGGCAGUGCUGUGUCCUCUUCGAUUUUGUCUCAGACCCACUGAGUGACCUGAAAUGGAAGGAGGUGAAACGGGCGGCACUGAGCGAGAUGGUGGAGUACAUCACCCACAACAGGAACGUCAUCACCGAACCCAUCUACCCAGAGGUGGUUCACAUGUUUUCUGGGAAUAUGUUUAGGACAUUGCCGCCAUCAUCCAACCCCACGGGUGCCGAGUUUGACCCAGAGGAAGAUGAGCCCACGCUAGAGGCUGCAUGGCCACAUCUACAGAUUGUCUAUGAAUUCUUCCUACGGUUCUUAGAGUCACCUGACUUUCAACCAAACAUAGCCAAAAAGUAUAUUGACCAGAGGUUUGUAAUGCAGCUCUUAGACCUGUUUGACAGUGAAGACCCCAGGGAAAGAGAUUUUUUAAAGACCACACUUCAUCGCAUCUAUGGCAAGUUCCUGGGCCUGCGAGCGUACAUUAGGAAACAUAUUAAUAACAUAUUUUAUAGGUUCAUUUAUGAGACUGAACAUCAUAAUGGAAUAGCAGAAUUACUGGAAAUAUUAGGCAGCAUAAUCAAUGGGUUUGCAUUACCAUUGAAAGAAGAGCACAAGAUAUUCCUGCUGAAAGUUCUGCUGCCUUUACACAAAGUCAAGUCUCUUAGUGUAUACCACCCACAGCUGGCCUACUGUGUGGUACAGUUCUUAGAGAAGGAUAGCACCCUCACAGAACCGACGGUGAUGGCUUUGUUAAAGUAUUGGCCAAAGACCCACAGUCCAAAAGAGGUGAUGUUCCUCAAUGAACUGGAGGAGAUCCUGGAUGUCAUUGAGCCUUCGGAGUUUGUCAAAGUCAUGGAGCCCCUCUUCAGGCAGUUGGCCAAGUGUGUGUCCAGCCCACACUUUCAGGUGGCAGAACGAGCUCUGUACUACUGGAACAAUGAGUACAUCAUGAGCCUGAUCAGUGACAACGCCGCCAAGAUCCUGCCCAUCAUGUUCCCAUCCCUCUACCGCAACUCCAAGACCCACUGGAACAAGACAAUCCAUGGGUUGAUUUACAAUGCUCUGAAACUCUUCAUGGAGAUGAACCAGAAACUGUUUGAUGACUGCACCCAACAGUUCAGGGCAGAGAAAAGCAAAGAGAAAGCCAAAUGGAAAGAGAGAGAAGAAGCGUGGCUGAAGAUUGAGAAUCUUGCAAAGUCAAACCCACAGUUUCUGACGUACAUUGACUCGGCAGGCUCAGACGGUCCGAUGGACAUGGAGACAGACGGGCCGCUGCUAGACGAUGUCAACAUGCUAAAGAAAACAGUAGAGGAGGAAGCCACACAGAUCCAAAAAGAUCAGCGUAGAGAGCGCCCAUUGAUGCGGAGGAAAUCAGAACUCCCAAGGGACAUCUGCACUGUCACAGCCCUGGAGUUGCACCGGAGAGCCGAGGAAAUGUUGACAACGCACGACGGCCACUAAGAGACCACCCCAGAUCCACCUUAAGCCAGCAGCAGCAUCCACAGAGGAGCCACAGGUCCACAGAGGCCAGCACAACAAAAGAACUCUGGUAUCUCAGUCCAGCCCAGCACAACACAGAACUGAACAGUCCCAGCUCCACCUGACACAGGAAAUGUCUCAAACCACACAUCUAAGCCUGGUUCAGCUUUUCGGGACAAGCGGUGCUCGGUCCCUACUGAUCCCCGCCCCCCCUCCGUCUUUUACCCACCUGGUUGUUGUCCAGCAGAGACGUCUGUGGUGCUGGACGGUCCUGCAUGACCACGACAUGCACCGUGCCCUGAACUUCACCCUAGAUACUGUUGUGUUGUCUCAUUUUUCGUCCCUUGUUUUUCUCUUUUCCUGUCCUUGUUGUAUUAUCGGGGUGCUGUGCUGCCCCCUUCUGGUCAUUUUUCUCAGGUGUUCUGUUCUGUGUGUGAGCUGUCGUCUCUUCUUGCCUCUUCUUUAUAGAUGUCAGGUGCUUGUACAAAUAAUAUGAGCUCCCAACUGUAACCUCCACAGAGGACUUCUUUAGUUUCAUUUUUUUAAAAAGCAUCUGUUGAUGAGAAAAUGUCAGUUGUUUCUAUAUAUUUAAAAUUAGCUAUUUUUCUCAUAACAUUUAAACUAAACAGCUGUUUAUAUUUUUUCCUACAUAGUAUUUUAGGAGCUCUUCUCAGAGUAAAACACACUUCCUAUCUGUAUAACUCUUCUGUUUGGAGCUUGCUAUUUUUUCUCAGUUAAUUUUCCAUUAGCUGUGAAGAUUCAUUGAUCCUUCUGUUAAUCAGGACAGGGUCAUCUGGGACUCCCAGCGGAGUGUCUGGAUUAAAAGCGUUACAACACAGUCCUGUUCAUCAAACAGUGCUGGCCUGACAAAGAUCCAGGUUCCAGAUCUUUCUUCCUUUCUUCUCUCAUUAAUUUAGUUCCUUUCUUAAAAAUGAUCUUUUUAAUUGUGUAGGCAAUAAGAUAACACAGGUUGCAGUGUGUGUCGGUGGCUCAAACAAUGGUCAGAUAAUUUGUUAUUACAUGUUUAGAUCCAUUUGAUUGGUCCUUGGGAUGAGUCCAGCCUGAGCCUGGAUUGCUGCACCAGUUACAUGAGAGGGGAUUGUGGGAUUUAUUUUUGGUUGCCUGUUCAUAUCCAGCCAUUGUAGGAGUGUGUUUAACAUGGUCAUUAGCAUUCAGUACAAGUCGCUGUCAUUCAUGUGAGGCUUACAAGAGCUCAGAGAGAUGCAGUUGCUCGUCUGGGAUUUACACGAUGUUGCUGUGUGUUGAGAGAAGUCAAACGGGGGCAGAAACUGUGCUGAUUGUAAUCGCUUUUUCUACUCUUCUAAAGCAAGACCCUUUUAUUUAUAAAACACUUGUUCGAGAUUAGACUGCUUCAUAGAUGAGGUAUGUUUGGUUUGAAGAGGUCAAACAUAAGCCUUUCUUUUCACAGUGCCUUUUAUAGUCUAAGGGGAUAUUUGCUCAACCGAGAAUCGAGUAGUAGCGUGAACUAAAAUGCCAGAUCGUUAAAAAAAAAACCCCUGUAACAUUGGUUUCCAAAAACAGAUCUGCACUUGGCACACCUCCAGCCACUUGGACUCCAGCACAUGCCUUGUAGAAGCUACAAAGUUGAUUUUGUAGUUACAAGCUAGAGAGCAAUGAAGCACUUCCUGAUAAAACUUGAAAGAAAAUAGAACAACUGAAAAAACAAACUGGUAAAGAGUUGAAAUCCUUGAUGCUGUCUGUCUUGGUGUGUGGGGUCACCUCCCCCGGGUGCCAGUCGAUAAGAGCUAGCCUCCACAGGAGAAGAAAUCACUUCCCAUCAGGACUUUUCCAUUCUGUGCCCCCACUGUCCCAUUCCACUUGAGAUUUGUACCAUUGUUUGACCCCUUCUGCCCAGAUGUGCACACUUGCUAUAACACCCCCCCAGUAAAAACCUACUAGCCUGUAGGGCUCGUUAUUUGGACAUCUAUUUGAUCUGCUUCUGGAUGCUUGCAAGUUCUUUUUGUUGAGGUUUUAUUCUUCCUUUGCCUGCAGAACCUCUUGUCAGUAUUUCUACUGAAUGUGCAAAUUGUAAAUAAUACUGCAGUCACGCUGUUCCGUUCUCUCCAUGUUUGUCUUGAAGAACAACAUUCACCAAAGGCUUUUACAAAAACCUCAUCCCCUUCUACCCUGGGUAUUACAGUGGAUUUGAUGAAUGGAAAGUGAUUCCAUCCCUUAAGUAAUCUACAUCCUCUGAUUGUCCUAUGAUUUGUCUGGGUUGUCAUGCAGGAGUCCCAUUGGUCACUGUUGUUCUUCAUGAAAUGGCUUUAAUAUUGGCUUCUUUGGAGCUCUUCCUUUUACAUAAGCUUUGUUUUCUUUUUCUUUGAAAAGAAUGAAGUGUCCUUUAGUAUAUGUCUCAUACUAAACGGCUUCAUCUAAUAUUGUACAUAUAAUGUACUUUUAUUUUAUGUUAUAACUAUUAUUAAAUGGUAGAUUUCAUAUUUUGUACAAAAUACCCCGUGUACAGAAUACAGAGGUUAUUAGCAACUGAAGAGUUGGUAAGUGGCACAGACGUCAACACAUGUGACUAUUUACAUUUAGAAACCGUAUAGGAUUUGGAUAGUUUUUUUAUCUAUUUGUAAACAGACAUCUUUUCCGUUUUUGUUUUUCAUCUCCAGACAUGUGUUGAGAUUCUACAAACAUGAGCUUUUUGUGUGUGCUUUUAU
This is a messenger RNA of Siniperca chuatsi (mandarin fish), 4559 nucleotides long. RefSeq names its product protein phosphatase 2, regulatory subunit B', gamma b (gene ppp2r5cb). Gene Ontology annotation, molecular function: protein phosphatase activator activity. The record is from RefSeq and is a predicted model, not a curated record. Gene Ontology annotation, cellular component: nucleus; cytosol; protein phosphatase type 2A complex. The coding region runs from base 130 to 1857 and encodes 575 amino acids. The transcript is spliced from 16 exons. Gene Ontology annotation, biological process: signal transduction; protein dephosphorylation. Lineage: Eukaryota; Metazoa; Chordata; Actinopteri; Centrarchiformes; Sinipercidae.